Messenger RNA from Passer domesticus (house sparrow), 825 nucleotides. RefSeq names its product zinc finger protein 239-like. Lineage: Eukaryota; Metazoa; Chordata; Aves; Passeriformes; Passeridae. The record is from RefSeq and is a predicted model, not a curated record. The coding region runs from base 1 to 825 and encodes 274 amino acids. The transcript has a single exon. Gene Ontology annotation, biological process: regulation of transcription by RNA polymerase II. Gene Ontology annotation, molecular function: RNA polymerase II cis-regulatory region sequence-specific DNA binding; DNA-binding transcription factor activity, RNA polymerase II-specific.
AUGGACACCAGGGAGGACAAAUCCCCACGGCAGAACCUCAUGGAAGAGGCCGUUUUGAGUGGCUCCAUGACACAGGAAUCCAAUGGGGAAGAAAAGACACUGAGAUCCCAUAGGAUGAGGGGCUCCAAACCCAGCCCAGGGUGCUCUGAGGAGGAAACACCCACCCAGGGCCAGGAAGGGGGACAGAGCUUCAGCCAGAGCUCGGAGCUGAUGGUCCACGGGCAGCUUCAUGGUGGGGAUCAGCCCUACAAGUGCUUGGAGUUUGGGAAGAGCUUCAGGCAGAGCAGCAGCCUGAUCAGCCACCAGAUGAUCCACACUGGGGAAUGGCCCUAUGAGUGUGCGGAGUGUGGGAAGGGCUUCAGCUACAGAUCCACCCUUGUGACCCACCAAUGCAUCCACACCGGGGAGAGGCCCUAUGAAUGUCCUGAGUGUCAGAAGAGAUUUCAGACUCGCUUCACUCUCCUCAGACACCAGCGGAUUCACACCAAUGAGAGGCCCUACCUCUGCCCUGACUGUGGGAAGGGCUUCAAGUGCCAUUCCCACCUCAUCACCCACCAGCACAUCCACACUGGGGAGAGGCCCUACGAGUGCUGCAUGUGUCCGAAAAGGUUUCAGACCAGCUCAAAUUUCCGCCUGCAUGAGCAGAUUCACGCAGAGGAGAGGCGCUUCUGCUGCCCUGACUGCGGGAAGGGCUUCAAGCACAACUUCACCCUUGUCAAGCACCAGCGCAUCCACAGUGGGGAGAGGCCGUAUGAGUGCCCCACCUGUGGGAAGGGCUUCACCCAGAGCUCUGACUUGACCAGACACCAAUGGAAGCAUCAGUAA